This is a messenger RNA of Bombyx mandarina (wild silkworm), 1485 nucleotides long. RefSeq names its product phosphatidylserine decarboxylase (gene Pisd). Gene Ontology annotation, molecular function: phosphatidylserine decarboxylase activity. The record is from RefSeq and is a predicted model, not a curated record. Lineage: Eukaryota; Metazoa; Arthropoda; Insecta; Lepidoptera; Bombycidae. Gene Ontology annotation, cellular component: mitochondrion. Gene Ontology annotation, biological process: phosphatidylethanolamine biosynthetic process.
CUAUAAAGUGAGUUUGGUGCGCACGAAAACUGCGAGAGAAACAUCAAAUAAACUCAAUAAACACGCACGCUAUUAAUAAACCUCGGACGUUAUAGCGGCCUUGUGGAGCCAUGUUUCCGCCGACGCGCUUAAGGAGUUGCCUCCCAGUCAUGAAUCAAAUGUACAAACCGCGGUUACGUCCACACAGGCCCUUCAGACAAACGAGCACAAUUCAAACAAAGAGUUUUAAUACGAACGCCAAUAAUAAAACGAAAUGGUUAAAUUUCCGCGCAAUAUUCACUAGAUGGAUGCCUCUAGGGAGUGUUAUGUACGUAGGUUGGUGUUACAUUCGCGCUAGCAUAGAUUAUGAAGUUUCAAAAGUCGAGAUUAAAUUUUACGAAAUGUUCCCCUUCCGGGUGACCAGUCGAUUGUGGGGGAAAAUGGCGGCCUGCGAAAUCCCGGUGUCCCUCCGCAGCUUCGUCUACGGCACGUACAUAAGAAUGUUCAGCGUGAACCUAAAUGAUGCAGCAGUCACCGACCUGAAAUACUACAAAAGCUUAUCAGCGUUCUUCACCAGGCCGCUCAGGGAUGGCGCGAGAUACAUAUCAGCAGCGCCCUGCGUAUCGCCCUGUGACGGAGUAGUCUUGAACUGUGGCCCAGCUGAUACCGAUAAGAUUGAACAGGUAAAAGGUGUGACAUACAGCCUUGAGGAAUUCCUCGGUGAAAACAAAUGGCUAAAAAGGAAAGAUGAGAGCUAUUACAACUCCUUACUAAAGAAUAAAGAGAAUAUAUUACAUCAGUGCAUAAUAUAUUUAGCGCCCGGGGAUUAUCACCGCUUUCAUGCUCCUUGCGAUUGGACUGCUACAUUCAGGAGACAUUUCUCAGGGAAAUUGCUCUCUGUAAAUCCUUGGUUGGCGAAACUAAUACCUGGAUUGUUCACUGUCAACGAAAGAGCUGUGUAUGUCGGAGAAUGGGAGUAUGGCUUUUUCAGCAUGACGGCCGUCGGAGCGACAAAUGUGGGAUCUAUAGAAAUAUUCAAAGAUCCAGAAUUAAGAACGAACACUAAAGGUAAACGGAAUCGUGUGAACGAACUCGAAUUAGGACAGGUAUGCAUGAGCAAAGGUGAACUCUUCGGUCAAUUCAAUAUGGGAAGUACUAUCAUACUGCUCUUUGAGGCCCCAAAGGACUUCAAAUUUGAUAUGGCUGCUGGAGAUAAAGUAUUAGUUGGACAAUCAUUAACGAAAGUAGCCAGACAAAUGACGAGAUGACCUAGUUUUAUGGACUUAGUUCAUUUGGGGCAGUGUGCACUGAUUUUUAUCAUGAUAACACUAUUGCUGUGAAAUUAUUUUGAGGCUUUAUACUUGAUUGUAUCCCUGUGCUUAGUUGAUCUCUAGAAGAAAAAAAAGGAUAUUAUCCAUAAAAAUAAUAAUUUUAUCACCACAAAUCUGUUUAACAGAACUUACAUUUAGUAUAUAUGAUGAAAUAAAUGCAUUUAUUUAUGUUUAA